UUGUUUUAUCCUUGCUUUGCCAGAGGGCGUUUGUGUAGUCGUUAAAAAUGUUAGUCGAAAGCUGUCGAAAAUGAUGAAUUCGGUUUUGCAAAUUUUAAGAACUUUAGAUAUGUUGUAGAAAAAUACUAAAUCAUGAUGAUUUAAUAGCUAGGUUGUGUAAAAUUAUAUUAAAAACGGGGUAGAGAGUGAUUUGGUGUGUAAAAGUCAUAAGACUUGUGUCAUCUGACUGCUCUUCCUUCAAGAUGGCUCCUCCGCCGGAAUAUGAUAAGGAACCGAAAGCCCCGGAUAAAAGUGCCGUAACAAUAGCUAAUGAUGACUCCAAACUUCUUCACAACAUCGUGAAUGACCAGCAAACCAAUUCGGAUCACAAACCUUCAAAUACGGCUGCCAACACUGAAGUUGAGAACAACAAACAAGUGGUGAACCUGGACGAUGGACAGCUCCGCGCGCUCCUGGAUGAGGCUAUGAAUUACAAAUGUCCCAAAGAUCUUGAAGGCAAAAGCAACCUAUUCAAGGAGUUACUGGAGGAGGUGGAGCAGCAAGACGACCAGGCGAGCGAGGCGGCGGCGCGGGGGGUGGCAAGACGACCAGGCGAGCGAGGCGGCGGCGCGGGGGGUGGGCGCGGCUCGGGCUCCGCGGCGGUCGGCGGGCGGCGGCGCGCGCUCCCGUCACGCGCUCACUCCAACUCUCUACAAGACCUGGUGGCGGCCCUGGCGGCGGAGUCGGCGCCGCGUCGCCCGAGACACCACGCGCCGGCGCCCGCGCCGGUCUCCACGCGAGCCAUACAGGGCGGCAGUCUGCCUUCCGGCGUCGACACCUCGUUCCUCCUGGGCGAGGAGGGCGGCGGCGCGCGCUACCUGGCGACGGUGCGCUGCGUCAACCCGCCGCCGCUGGGCGAGCGCCGCGUGUCGGCCAGCGACGCCAACGGGCCCGACCUCGACCCGCCUGCCGCCAGAAGGAGUAAGCCGGUGUUCCCGAUGACGUACACGGCGCGCGCGACUCUCGAAAUCGGCAGCGGCAGCGUCUGCUCGGGCCGCGCGGUCACCACCACCACCGCCUCCAACCAGGUGCGUACACCCCGCCCCGCCCGCCCCGCCCCGCCGCCCGCCCCGGCGAGGCACACCGACGCGAACCCCAAACCGAACCCCGACCAGAAGAGACUCAUGAACGCACUUAACCCGAAACACGAAAGAAACGAAUCUAACCCUCCCGCUGAAGGUAAGACACGCAAACCGCGCGGCCCGAGUAUGAAAUGCAGCCCGAGCGAGGACCCGCCCCAGCGACGAGCGACCGAAGGCUACGCCUCGUGGGACUCGCCGAGAUAUCGCCAGUAUACCAGCCCCGUUUCCGAACAGUGGUCCAGUGGGGUGGACCGGUGGUACGAGGGUCUGGCAGCUUAUCAUGACACGUUCCAACAGAUGGCCAGAGGCGCCGCACAGCAACGAAAUAAAAGUCAUAUCGCUUACAAAAAGGACGGUCCUGAAGUCAGUGCGCGUACACAUCCACCUGAAGUGACAGAAAUCCAAACGAAAUAUCGUCCGAACUCAACGAAUACAGGCCCCAAUAUUCCAGAAAAUAUUGCUACGGGCAAAAGUGUUAAUGAAAAAUCUAAAUAUAAUAUUAAUAGCUCAAGAAGAAAUACAGUGCCAAUUCUCGAUGCUAGUUCUAUUAAAUAUGUUUCCAAAGCAAGAAUCGCCAAGCAAGUAACGGAAGAAUCUCAAAAUAAAAUUAAUAAUGUGAUCGACGAGAGUUCAGAAUUAUACAGGGUAGAGAAAAAAGCUAGUGAUACUGCGAAAAGUGAUAUUAGAUAUAAAAAUGAGUACAGAGAGAAAGUAGGUUAUAGUUUAAAACCAUUAAAAUUUGUAGCAAAUCCAAAAAAUAUUAGAAAUAUGACAAUAGGUUCGGCGUCUGUUACAAACAUUGGUGAACCUCGUCAAAGCUCGGAUGUGAUACAAACUACUAGUGAUAUAAAAAAUAUAAAUGUAGGAAGCAAUGAUAAUAAUGAUGUUAUAAAGUGUGAGAGUAAAGAAGAAAAAAAUGUUGAGAUGAAUGAAAAUUACAACAAUUCAGAUUUUUGUAAUGGUACUGAGAGUUCCAAUAACGAAAAAGAAAUAAUAAAGGGUGUGAAGAUGAUCGAAAUUACUGCAAAUAAACACGAUAAUCUCGAAUGCAAUCCUCCUCUAAUUGAUAAAAACAAAGACAUUGAAAUGAUAGCUAUUGAUCAUACUCAGAUUAAAUUGGAAAAAGAAAAUAAUAACGACAUUGAAUUAACAGACUUCGUUACGACAAGUCGGCAUAAGAGCGACGUUGAUUCUUUUUCACAAUAUUGUGUUACCCAGGAAAAAUUGUUACAAGCUCUAGAAAAUUCCGAUGCAAAUGAACAAUGCCAUAUUGAAGAAAUCCAAAACGACGAGAAGAAAACUUCAAACAGUGAAAUAGUAGAAGAUCUAGAAAAAUCUCAUAAAGAGGAAGUCAUCGAAGAACCGACUAGGGAAAUUGUGGCGGAAGAAACAGGGCCUAGUGCCGAAUCGAAUGAACUGGUCAUUCAGUUGAAUAAACCCCAAGAAAAGGUGUCAAACGAUCAAUACAUUUUAGCGGAACUAUCUAAUAACGCUUAUGUUUUCCUAACACUGCCUAAACGCUUACUCAUACCUCUACAUAACAAAGAUCAACAACCAUCCCUGCAGAUACACGAAGUGCUAAAUAACACCGCCCAAGCUAACAUCCCCGAUGAUAAUACGGUAGCGAAGGUAUCUAACAAAAAGAAAAAAGAGAGAGUGGUUGGAGUCAGCGAUGACACCAAGAGGAAAGAUGCUAUUAACAAAACCGCACUUAGAGUUCUCCUGUUUGAGAAUUUAAAAAGAGAUGUGUCAGUAAAACCCGGGGCGUCUACCUCCGCCGGUGAAGAGGGUGAUUCCGCCAUACCGUUUAGUUGCAUCACAACACCAGAGGUUGUGGCCAGUUGCAACACGACGUCCUCCACGCCCCAGUCGGCCGUCGCUGUGGAUCCCAAGCCUUUGCAACUGGGCUCGGGCUACCGCGCCGUGGCCAGCCUGACGGGCGCCGCGCCGCCGCCCGCCGCGCAGCAGCUCCAGGUAUUCGUCCCGAGGCUCGCUCUGCAGCCCCGUAGUGUGAUCUCGAGCAGCUUCAACGGGCUGCCGCUGUCGCGGCCGUGCGGCGCCGCGCCCUCCGACCAGCAGGUGCCUAUAUUCACUGUGCACUACCGUUUACAGAAAUCGCUAGACGAAAACGGGAACGCGGUGCAAGGGUUCAGUUCGCCCGUCUCGGGCUCCGGCCAGCACAAGAAGCCGCGCAGGAAAAAGUCGUCCAAGAACGAGACCGUGAUCAAGUCGCACCAGAUCGACGGCUACCAGGGCAACAAGGACCUGAACGAGGUGCUGCGCUUCAUCGAGUCGCACGCCGAGCGGCCGAAGCACGACAAGCACAAGAAGCGCUCCGCCGAGCGCCGCAAGGACAAGGACAAGCCGCCGCGCGCGUCCUCGCUCGAGGAGCUGUCGCGCACCACGCUCGAGGAGCUGACGGCGCCCGCGCCCGCGCCGCCGCCCGAGCCGGAGCCCGCGCCGCCCGAGCCCGAGCCCGCCGACUUCCAGACCGUCACCAAGCGCCGCGCCAAGCGCCGCCCGCGCCCGCCCGCGCCCGGCUCCAACGACUCCACCGACGACCUGGAGUCGGCCGGCUCGCCGCCCGCCGCGCCGCCGCCGCCCGCCGCCUCGUACGCCGACAUCGCGCGCACGCGCCACAACAUCCCCGACCUCAUCGAGUCGUGCAACUUCUACGCCGAGGGCGAGGCGCCGCCGCCCGAGCCGCCGCGCGCCGACGACUACCCGGCGCUGGGCCCGCGCGCUAUUGUGACGUUAUCCCUUGUGCAGGUGGGCGAGCGGCGGCCGGCGGUGAUCCUGCUGGCGGCGGGCGGGCGCGCGCGCGAGCUGGACGGCGUGACGUUCGGCUUCGACGUCAACGAGACGCUGCUGGCCGCGCCCGCGCGCCGCCCGCGCUGCGACCUCGUGCGCGACGCGCUGGAGCUGGACGUGAAGACACCGACGGCCGUAACGGCGGUGCCGGCGCCGCCGACGGCGGUUCCGGCGGGCGGCGCGGUCCCGGCGCGCGGCGUGGCGGUCGGCGUGGGGUCGUGCGCGCUGCGCUACGUGGCGCCCGCGCCGCCGCCGGACACCCGUGUGUUGCAUCAGCUAGUUGACUACGUUGGCUCCGCGUGGGAGGACGUGGUGAGGUGCGGCGCCGGCAAGGUGCGCUACUUCAGCGAGUAGCCGACAGACGUUUCUCUAGUUAAGGAUUGUCACGAACCAAAAACGCGUGUGAACAGUGCGACCGAGUGCAGUGUAAAUAUGUCGUUGCCCCACAGUCGGGCCGCUAGCUUGCGCAGGCUCCGGCGAGCGAUCGCUUNAUCGCUUUACGAGUGGGUGAUGUGAAAGAGCAUUUAAUGAAUAAAAUUGCGCUUGAAAUCCAAAAAAUAUUGUUAUCGGUCCGUCGUUGCGGCGACGAGACCCGGCCGGCCCGGUGCCGAGUGAGUUAGCCGAGUGUUGUGGCGUACGCGUAACGCCGAAGUGAUCGCGUAGAUAAUGACGCGGAAGUGUUCGCGGCGUGUCGACAAUGAAGCAUAGUUGCGCAUCAUUUCGUCAGUAAAGUAAGGUGUUCGCGUCUACUUGGCGCAUCGUAUCUGAAUGUUAUUGUCGACAAUGAAACAGUGUUCGUAUCUUGUCGACAGUGAAGCAUAGUGUUCGCAUGUUGUCGACAGUGAAGCAUGGUGUCCGCGUCUUGCGGCAAGAAAGCAUUGUGUUUGAAUCUUCUUGUCACCAUUCAUGCAUGGUUUCCAAGUCUCUUGAUGACAGGAAGCGUUGUGUCCAAAUCUUCCUGUCGACAACGAAGCAUAGAGCGUGUUGUCGACAGAUAGCUGUGUGUCUUCUUGUCAAGCAUGGCUCGCAAGUCCCGCCGGCCCGCGCCGGUUUUUGUUUCGAGUCCGAGGAGGCAUGUAAUUAUUUGUUUCUGUUGAUGUUUAUUGUGCUUGAAUUUUGUUAUGUAAUCACAAAUAUUUGGUAGAUUUUUCUCUAACUAGCCACUCAUAUCUAUUUUGUUAUGUAUUUUUAAGUUUUACCAUUUUGAAAUGUAAAUAUAAAGAUCUUUUAAGGUGUAACUGGCCACGGUGGCGCGCCUCAUUUGGUCACGUCCUCAUCGCGGCAGUAGUAGGUGAGACUUCAUUAUAAUACUCUACUCUCUAAACGCUUAGAGUGAAAUUGUGAUUUAUUCAAACUCCUAAAAACUAGCAAAAUUGAUUAGUUGUUGAUUUACAAUUUUACUUCAGGUUUUUAAGAUUUACGUGGGACCUAAUUUACACGCUAUUUGUUGUAAUCAUCGAUUAUAAUUUAACAAUAGAAUUAAAUUACGUGUGUGCGAUCAAAUCCGAAAUACGAAAAAAGAUAUGAUUUUAGUAUGAGCACUUGACGAAAUGAGGUGGUGUGUUUGAAGCUAAUAAUAAAUAAUCCUAAUAAUGUUAAGUGUAAUGUGCGCCAGCCGCCGCCCGGCGCGCUGAGACACAUUGAUAUGAACUUUUGAGUCAUCCCGAAGGUUCAUAGACCAAUGUAAACGUUUGUGUAUUGUACAUAGUCUGUGAGUACUGUGCUGUUCACGUACGCAGCUCGCGCUAAGCCGCAUUUACGUAACUUCUCUGUAGGAUCGUAUACUUUGCUACUGUGAACUAGAAGUGUCUGUAGAUGGAGCCCAAAAAUGAUAAUUGAGAUUUCAUGAAUAAAUACGGUAUAAAUCAAAGUUAUUUGUGAUACGUAACUGUUUAUACCGCCUAAAAAUUUCCAAUUAAUACUGACGAUCCCCCUGUCUUCCGCACUUCAUACAAUAACCUGAUAGUAUUUAAUUAAUGUAAUCUCAAAAAAUGGCUGUUGUAUAAGAAGUGUUUUGCUACAUGCUAGUUGUUUGGUUGCUCAUUCUAUGUCCUGUCUUGUUUGCUGUUUAAUUGCUUUUCUUUCUCUAGCUGUAAGAAUUGCAUUGGAAAGCAAUUUAAAUUUUGAGAAUAAGAAAUAAAGCUCCAUCUAUAUUUAUUUCUACAUUUGUCUUACUAUAUUGUCCAUACAUUCAUUCUUAAGAACUAUUGUCUCAAUGUUGCAUAAAUAUCAACAAUAUUGUUAGAUGCAAUGCUAGUCGAACGAGUGUAAAAAAAUAAUAAAAAAAACAUAACCUGCUUUGAGAUACAGUGUUACAUGUGAUGAUAAUAUUGAAAUUUAGUUUUUAAUAGUUCAUAGUUGCUGAUCAUUAAGUAAGAGUUGUGGUCUAUUUGUGUGAUUAGCUUGUAGAAAACGUAAUAUUUGAAUCUUUAUGCUGAGAACUAUGUGGACAUUAAUUAAAUAACAUAUUAUAUUUUUAAUAAAGAGGACUUUGGGUAAGUUACCAGUCAAUGGUAUUGGUAUAAUUAAAAUAUUGUCUUAAAAUAAUUCAGUGUAUAUGAAUGUUCAAUGAAUAUAGGAAAAAUCAUUGUCUCCUUCCUAAGGAUUACAUUUAAUUUAAAUGAUAUGUCCUGUCCCAAAUACUUUCAAAAUUAUAAGUGAAACUUCUUGACCACAGCUGACUUUGUAAAUAUGAUGUACAUUAAUUUCAUUUUAUUUCAAUGGAAAUUUAGCAUUGUUUGUUGAGAUUGAUAUCUAUGUACUGAAAGGACGCUCAUAUCAAAGGUAUAGAAAUAUUAUUUAUUAUUUCUUUCCCUUGUAAAAUAUGUAAAUAGACGUGCAGAAAUUUGAUUGAUUUUUUAAAUCAUUCUUAGUGCAUUCUAGGCGUUGUAGAUGAAAGAUCUCUUGGUUUGGAUGUUGAGACAACCUGCCUUCAAGGGCAGCCAGUCAAAUUCGUAAGUCACCCUUUUGACAGACGUGCUCUGUACGGUUAGCACGAAAAACUUUCGAGUUCGUAUCGUUUGCUUAUUCGAAUCGCCAUCAAAAGAUUUAGUACGAAAACUACAACAGCGCCCUUGUGAAUGUGUCGUAAAGUGAACUUAAUAUGAGAAAAGUAGUAUAAGGUUGCACGAAACUUAUUUGAGAAUCAAAAUUGUCAUGUUAUCGUUUAAUUCGAAGGUUGAAUAUCGAAUUUUGUCGAAUACGCAAACGAUUCGAAAACGAAAGUUGUUCAUGCUAGAGGUACUGAAUACGAGACAAAGCCAGCGUACUCGUGUCCACGGCAAAUAAGCUACAGCUGUUUGGUAGUUCAAUUAAAGUUUUUUGGGCCAACUUUGGAUAAAAACUACAAAAUUAUUUUGACAAUGUUAAAAAAAUCAUCUCUUAGUACGCAAAAUUGGUGAAUAUUUGUUUUAAUUAUUAAAUCGAUAUGAUGAAUCCAUACUCUAUUGGUUAUUUAGUUUUUAUACUUACCUAUAUUUAUAAAAAAACUGGUGUUCAGUCAUUACUAAUUAAUUACUCAUAAAUGUAUGUCAUAAAAACUUCACCAAAUUAAGAAACAACUCAAAGAAAACCAACUGUUUUUUAUUUCAAGUGCUAACUGAAUAAAUUAUGCUAAAAUGCCUCGAGAUCUUAUUAAAAUUAUUUACUUAUGACUUGCUAAAUUCAUUAUCGAGCGAAAUAUGAAUGUAAUUAUUUUGUUUAGAAGAGUGAUGCUGUUUAGAGAAACUUUUCGGCAAAAGCAAAGUGUAAAUGUAUAAAUAUAAAAUUAAUGCUGAAUUAUAAGUUUUGAUUGUCUCAUUAUCUGAGUAAGUCAAACACAAACUUCCAAAUAUAAUAGAUUGAUUUAAAAUUAUUUAUGUAGAUGGUCAUAUUAUAAAAUAGAUUUAACUUAGUUGCUUUCGCAUUUCAAUUUUUAUUCAGGAAAUGAGAUAAUUGCCCUGUAUAAUAAUAUGUAUAUCAAUACGAAGAAUUAUUUAUCUGCUUUACAUCUAACUGUUUGUGCUGCAUUUUACUCUGUUCCUAUUUUUAGCAUUUCCACAACAGUAUUUUAUAGUGAUUUUUAAACAAACUGGUCACAAUAUUUUUAGGUUAAAAACAACAUUCAAAUAAUCUUUAUUUCACGAGUAAAUUAAUUUUAGAUUACAUAAUACAUUUCAACUCAUCUCCAAAUUGUUUUUCAUUUAGGUAACAAAUAAAAGUCGAUCAUUUUGUUGCCCUAGAAAAACACAUUUACAUUCAUCUUUAGUAAGAUUAAGAUUUUUUUAUUGUUUCACUUUCAUUAAUUUUAUUUUAUUUUAGGCCAUAAAAAUAGAAGUUACUGUAUUGAAAGAAUAAUAUAAUU
Molecule: messenger RNA, 8274 nt
Organism: Ostrinia furnacalis (Asian corn borer)
Lineage: Eukaryota; Metazoa; Arthropoda; Insecta; Lepidoptera; Crambidae
Source: RefSeq, a predicted model, not a curated record